This is a messenger RNA of Hippocampus comes (tiger tail seahorse), 1467 nucleotides long. RefSeq names its product torsin family 1 (gene tor1). Gene Ontology annotation, biological process: protein localization to nucleus; nuclear membrane organization. Gene Ontology annotation, cellular component: nuclear envelope; endoplasmic reticulum lumen; endoplasmic reticulum. Gene Ontology annotation, molecular function: ATP binding; ATP hydrolysis activity; kinesin binding. Bases 204 to 1199 code for a protein of 331 amino acids. The record is from RefSeq and is a predicted model, not a curated record. Lineage: Eukaryota; Metazoa; Chordata; Actinopteri; Syngnathiformes; Syngnathidae. The transcript has 5 exons.
GUGUUUUUGUUUGACACGUGAAUUCUUUUUCCAAACAUUUUCAACACGGUGGACCCUGUGGGGUGUAUGUCGCGAGUCGAUGACGUACACGGAAGUGUCACGGUGGUUGGGGCGAAAAAGCUAGCUUCUUUGCUUUCCAGUUUCGUUUUGGGCGCUAUGUUCGUUUAUCGAGCGCACCCCGUGUUGAAAUUCGGCGUUCGACGAUGAAAGUCGCGCGCGUUUGUUUGUGGCUGCACGCUUUGUCGACCUUUGCGAUGCUGGCCGGUGCUUUCGACCCCAUUACGACCACUGUAGUAUUCGGCGUCGGCGCCGUGUUGAGCCGAACCAUUUAUAACUAUUUACGCGAGAGCUGCAAUCCCAAAUGGAUCUCCUUUAACGUCACAGGUCUGCAGGAGGACCUCAGUACCAGGCUGUUCGGGCAGCACUUGGCCUCGCACAUCAUUGCCAAGGCGGUGAGCGGCUUCAUGAACAACGCCAACCCCAAGAAGCCGCUGGUGCUCUCUCUGCACGGCUGGACCGGCACAGGCAAGAACUUUGCCAGCGCGCUCAUCGCGGAAAGCAUCUACAAGGAGGGCAUGGACAGCCAAUUUGUGCACGUCUUCACCGCCGAGCUCCACUUUCCGCAUGCCGGUCAGAUGGACGCCUACAAGACUCAACUGCAGCAGUGGAUCAAGGGCAACGUGAGCAGCUGCGAUCGGUCCAUGUUCAUCUUCGACGAGAUGGACAAGAUGCACCCGGGCCUGAUUGACAGCAUCAAGCCCUACUUGGACUACUACGACAAAGUGGACGGCGUCUCCUACCGCAAAGCCAUCUUCAUCUUUCUCAGCAACGCCGGCGGCGAGAGCAUCGUGCAGACGACGUUGGAUUUCUGGAAAGCGGGCAGAAGUCGCGAGGAGAUCGAGCUGAAGGACGUGGAGACGUCGCUCGCGCUGUCCGUCUUCAACAACAAGAGAAGCGGCCUGUGGCACACGAGCCUGAUUGACAAGAACCUGGUGGACUUCUUUGUGCCCUUCCUGCCGCUGGAGUACAAGCACGUGGUUCAGUGCGCCAUGGCCGCCAUGUCCGCUCAGGGCCUGGAGCCCGACGCCGCCGUGGCCGACAAGGUGGCGGCCGAUCUGCUCUACUUCCCCAAAGCCGAGCGCGUCUUCUCCGUCAAGGGUUGCAAGACCAUCGACAGCAAGUGGGAAUACUACGUAUAGCGGCAGGACGGGCGCCGCCAUCUGAUCAUCGCCGGGCGCACGUUGUGACAAGCGGGAAAAACUCAAGUGGUGUCGCCCACUCUGAACUUCAAAAAAAAAAAAAAAGUGAUUCCCUUUCAAUUGAAAGUGAAUCAUGAAGGUUUUUUUUUUUUGACUGUGAUUUUUUUCAAUUUUUUUUUCUCCAAAAGGGUUCGUCUAUUUAACAGACGGGGAAAAAAAUGUCAACACACCAAGCAAACGUGGAUAUGUCCCUGCUGUUGUCAAAAAA